Messenger RNA from Ostreococcus tauri, 1242 nucleotides. RefSeq names its product Putative sodium bile acid cotransporter. The transcript has a single exon. Gene Ontology annotation, cellular component: plasma membrane. The coding region runs from base 1 to 1242 and encodes 413 amino acids. Lineage: Eukaryota; Viridiplantae; Chlorophyta; Mamiellophyceae; Mamiellales; Bathycoccaceae. The record is from RefSeq and is a predicted model, not a curated record.
AUGGCGCGCGGAUCCGUCGCGCGGUGGACGACGCCGACGCCGUCGAUGCGACGCCGCGUCGACGCGCGCGCCGCGGGUGGGCGCGCGCGAGGGCGGUCGAGGCGAACGAUCGCGAUGAUGUCGACGAGCGAUGGCGAGGACGACGGCAUCGGGGCGGUGACGACGCGCGGGGGGUCGAUGAGCGCGAACGCGGGGCGCGACGGGGACGAGGAUGACGACGACGACGACCAGGGACGCGCGAAGGGGACGGGGGGGUGGAUGGCCGGGACGGGGCGAGGCGUCGCGCGCGCGGGCGGCGUCGUCGCGAGCGCGGCGGCGGCGGCGGCGCUCGCGAGCGGUGGUCUCGGGACGUGGGACCCGCAGACGUGGGCCAUCGCGGGGUUGUUUCUCAUCGCCGGUGUCGGACUCCCGAUCGAGACGGUGCGAGAGGCGGCGUCGAAUUGGAGGCUCAACGCGUUUACGCAGGCGUUCGUGUUCGGUUUCCCGCCCGUCGUCGUCGCGAGCGCGGCGUCGACGCUCGUUCAGAGCGGGUGGUUAGACGAGACCGUGGUGAGUGGUGUGUUCAUCAUGGCGUGUUUGCCCACGACGGUGGGAUCGGGGGUGGCGUUCACGAGGAGCGCGGAUGGGAACGUUUCGGCGGCGCUCCUGAACAGCGUGGCUGCGAAUUUGGCGGGAAUUUUUCUCACCCCCGCCCUGGUCCACGCCUACCUCGGUGCGGAUUCCGCGGUCGAUCCCGUGGCGUCGAGUUCGAAGCUCGUCGCUCAGGCCGUGCUGCCGACGCUCGUGGGAAUGUCGAUGAGAUUACUGCCGGGCGUCGCGGCGGCGGCGGACGGAGCGCUCAAGGAACCGAGCAAACUGCUCAGUGACGCGAUUCUAUUGGCGAUCGUCGUCAAGACGUUCGUCACCGCGGAGCAAAGCGAGGCGGGGGCGCUGGAUUGGACCACCGGCGCGCAUCUUCUCGGCUUUCUCGCGCUCUUCAUGCUCGCGCACAAGAGCGCGAUUUGGCUCGCGGCGUCGAGCGUCGAGGGCUUCUCGAGACGCGAUCGAGUCGCCGCGCUUUACAUGGGCUCGCACAAAACCUUGGCGUUUGGCGUUCCCCUGAUCACCACCACGUUCGAGAACGACCCAAACUUGACGAGCUACCUCCUCCCGCUCGUCGCGUACCAUCCCGCCCUCAUCGCCGUCUCCGCCGCGUUAGUCGCCCCCCUCCGCGCGUACGUCGCCGAGGGUGAAACCCCGUGA